AUUAUGGAAAAAACAUCACUUAAAUUAGAAAUACGAAAAUCGUUCUUUGAUGAUCUUUACUGUCAAUCGACACGUUUAGUCUAGUCUUGUGUUGCUCUUGAAAUUGGAAAAACGUACAAAAUUAUUUGCGCAUAGCACUGAUCUAUCAAUAUGCACGUAAUUUUGUGGGUCUUCAUUUUGGCAAAUAUAAAAAGCAUUGUUGCUCAAAAUUUAAAGGGAGUUGCUGAAUGGGGAAGUUUGGAUUAUGUAUUCCCGCCGCCACAUAGCAGACAGCAAGCAAUUCAAAGUGGUCAAUUUGUUCCAAAUAAUGGUGUUCCAAUUGAUAUCGACAUAGAUUAUCGUUCGGACAAUCUUCCAUCCCGGAUUUUUGUCACUAUUCCGAGAUUUACAACUGGCAUACCGGUUACUUUGGGGUACGUUGCGGGACCUGGUAAUUAUAUUCAACCAUAUCCAUCGUAUUCUUGGCACGAGAGUCAUGGCCGAAACUGUGACGGUAUCACUAGUGUGUUCAGAGUCGCGAUUGAUAAAUGUCGGCGACUAUGGGUGCUUGAUACGGGUAGAAUCGGAACACAAGUACACUGUGCACCACAAUUAUUGGUAUUUAAUUUAGAUACAGACACCUUAAUCCAUCGAUAUCGUUUUCCUGAAAGUCAAACCAGAAUGGGCACAUCGCUCUUUAUCACACCAAUUUUAGAUGUAAAAGAUCCUCCACCAUAUGGCAUGUGUUCGGAUACAAUGGUCUAUAUAGCUGAUGUACAAGGUUUUGGCCUGAUUGUAUACUCAUCACGCACAAAUCGAUCAUGGCGAGUACAAAAUAAAUUAUUUUAUCCAAAUCCACAAUUUGGAACACACACCGUUGCUGGCGAGAGUUUUGAAUUGAUGGACGGAACUUUUGGAUUGGCACUGUCACCACCCUCGCCAAACGAUGCAAACCGAAACCUUUAUUUCCAUACACUUGCCAGUAAUACCGAAAAUAGCGUUCGUCUUGACGUUAUAAAUAACGCAACGGCUUGGGAUAGCAAUGCUGAUAAUUCACCGAGAUCUUUUCAAGAAAUUGGAUAUCGUCCGUCGCAAGCAACAGCGCAAGCUAUGGAUAGCAAUGGAAAUUUAUUUUAUGGAUUGGAAACUCCAUCAGCAAUUCAGUGUUGGGAUUCCAGAAAACCAUUUACGAGAGAAAAUAUUAGAACCAUUGUUCAAAAUGAACGAACAUUACAAUUUAUUAGUGGCAUGAAAAUAGUUACGAAUAAAAAAGGAAAAGAAGAACUUUGGGUUAUGUCUUGCCGAUUUCAGAAAAUCAUGACGGGAACAAUCAAUCCAUCAGAAACGAAUUUCCGCAUACAAGCCUUACAAAUCGACGAGCUUUUGGGCCAUAGAAAUAGAUGCUAAAAUAAUCAAGUAUGCGUUGAAUAUACUGCUUUUAAACAAAAAAAAUUUAUGAAAAGAAAAUGAAUGAUAUUAUUUUUGAAAUGUGUAAUUCGAUACGUCUUUGCAGAUUAUUACAUAAAUAAUAAUCUUUAUGGUAUGCCUCAGAAGAUUUGGUUCAGUAAAUCAUAUUAGUUUUAUAAAAAAAAACUGUAUACUUCGAAACUUGUCACUGAAAUAUUUAAUAGAAAUAUCUCUAAAUGCAACCAAUAAAAAUACCGA
This is a messenger RNA of Contarinia nasturtii (swede midge), 1644 nucleotides long. RefSeq names its product major royal jelly protein 2-like. Gene Ontology annotation, cellular component: extracellular region. The record is from RefSeq and is a predicted model, not a curated record. The coding region runs from base 151 to 1386 and encodes 411 amino acids. The transcript has 8 exons. NCBI's taxonomy places the organism in Eukaryota, Metazoa, Arthropoda, Insecta, Diptera, Cecidomyiidae.